This is a messenger RNA of Cucumis melo (muskmelon), 2500 nucleotides long. RefSeq names its product peptidyl-prolyl cis-trans isomerase CYP71. Lineage: Eukaryota; Viridiplantae; Streptophyta; Magnoliopsida; Cucurbitales; Cucurbitaceae. Gene Ontology annotation, biological process: protein peptidyl-prolyl isomerization; protein folding. Gene Ontology annotation, molecular function: peptidyl-prolyl cis-trans isomerase activity; protein binding. The record is from RefSeq and is a predicted model, not a curated record. The transcript is spliced from 14 exons. Bases 168 to 2042 code for a protein of 624 amino acids.
UUCAAACCAGUAGAACAAACCCUUCUCACUCUUCACUUCUCACUUUGCAAUUGACUUGGACUGGCGAAUUGGGCAAAAGAAAACAACCUAGUACAGUCGUGGCCUUGCGGUGGCUUUGUAGACUGUAAAUCUUCGAAUUUUGAAAGAACCCUAGCCAAACAAGGAAGAUGGAAGAACCCCUCAAUGGGAAUGGCAAUGUCGAUUCAGCAUCAGCAAAAGCAGAGACCGAAGAGGAGCCUGCCAUCGGCCCCGGUCCGGCUCCUCGCUCUCGACCCAAACGCCCCCUUCAGUUUGAGCAGGCUUAUCUCGAUACCAUCCCCUCUGCUAACAUGUAUGAGAAAAGUUACAUGCACCGUGAUGUGGUUACUCAUGUUGCUGUGUCUUCUGCAGACUUUUUCAUAACUGGGAGUGAUGAUGGGCAUCUGAAGUUUUGGAAGAAAAAGCCUAUUGGUAUUGAGUUUGCCAAGCACUUCAGAUCUCACCUUGGUCCUAUUGAAGGCAUUGCCGUUAGCGUUGAUGGUCUGCUUUGCUGUACAAUAUCAAAUGAUCAGUCUGUAAAGAUAUAUGAUGUUGUUAAUUAUGAUAUGAUGGUCAUGAUACGGCUUCCUUUUAUUCCUGGCGCGGCUGAAUGGGUCUAUAAACAAGGAGAUGUGAAAGCUAGGCUGGCUAUCAGUGAUCGGAACUCAUCAUUUGUGCACAUAUAUGAUGCACGGUCUGGUUCGAAUGAACCUAUUGCCUCACGAGAGGUACACUUGGGGCCAGUAAAGGUUAUGAAGUACAAUCAUGUAUUUGAUUCAGUUAUAUCUGCUGAUGCCAGGGGACUUAUUGAAUACUGGACUCCUGACACACUCCAAUUUCCUGAAAACAAUGUCAAUUUUAAAUUAAAAAGUGACACCAAUCUUUUCGAAAUAGUGAAAUGCAAAACAACUGUUUCUGCUAUAGAGGUCAGCCCAGAUGGUAAACAGUUCUCAAUUACAUCACCUGAUCGGAGAAUACGUGUAUUUUGGUAUCGUACGGGUAAACUAAGACGAGUUUAUGAUGAAUCUCUAGAGGUUGCCCAAGAUCUGCAAAGAAGUGAUGCACCAUUAUACCGACUGGAAGCAAUUGAUUUUGGGAGGAGAAUGGCUGUUGAGAAGGAAAUUGAAAAGGCAGAAAGUGCUCCACAACCAAACGCUGUAUUUGAUGAGAGCUCUAAUUUUCUUAUCUACACGACUCUUCUUGGAAUAAAAGUUGUAAACUUGCACACAAACAAGGUUGCUCGGAUCCUGGGGAAGGUGGAGAACAACGAUAGGUUCUUGAGAAUUGCCCUGUACCAAGGUGACAAAAGCAGUAAAAAGGUUCGAAAAAUCCCCUCUGCUGCUGCAAAUGCUAAUGAGAGCAAGGAGCCUUUGACAGAUCCCACUCUAUUAUGUUGUGCUUUCAAGAAACAUCGAAUAUAUUUAUUCAGUCGGAGAGAGCCAGAGGAACCAGAAGAUGCAACAAAGGGAAGAGAUGUAUUUAAUGAGAAGCCUCCAGCUGACGAAUUGUUAGCAGUAUCAGAUAUUGGCAAGUCAGUUACAACAUCUCUUCCUGAUAAUGUGAUAUUGCAUACCACGAUGGGAGACAUCCAUAUGAGAUUGUAUCCCGAGGAGUGUCCUAAAACAGUAGAAAACUUUACAACGCACUGCAGGAAUGGCUAUUAUGAUAACCUUAUCUUUCAUCGGGUCAUCAAAGGCUUCAUGAUACAAACGGGAGAUCCUUUAGGAGAUGGAACUGGUGGACAGUCUAUUUGGGGAAGAGAGUUUGAAGAUGAAUUUCACAAAAGUUUGCGGCAUGACCGACCUUUCACGGUUUCAAUGGCUAAUGCAGGCCCAAACACCAAUGGGUCUCAGUUUUUUAUCACAACUGUAGCCACUCCUUGGCUGGAUAACAAGCAUACAGUGUUUGGAAGAGUUAUUAAAGGCAUGGAUGUCGUGCAGACAAUUGAGAAAGUGAAAACAGACAAGGCAGACAAGCCAUAUCAAGAUGUGAAAAUUUUAAAUGUAUCUGUCCCGAAGCCUUGAAGUUCCAUUCUUGAGAAUGUGUUGUCAACAUGGUUGUUAAGCUCAUGCUCAGGAUUCUUUACGUCGGCGGUUUUUGUAUUCAGCUGCAGGUUCCUUCCAGAUGCGUAUAACACUCUACAGAUUUUGGCAAGUUGAAACACUUGAAGGUUGCAGCAAAGAGUAAUUUAAAGAGUGACAUACGAUAGGUUUUAGUCCCUUCUCAGAUCUCUCACCCAAAGAACUUAGUCAUUUUCAUGCACAAGUUACUUGGUUUUGUACUCGUUGUUCAUAUCAUUCACUCGUAACCCUUGAGCCUGAUUGUAGAUUAGUUUAUUAUUGUUGUUUUCCUCUUUUACCCUUUCAAAAAAUAUGUAAAAUUUCUUUUCGUUCCUUUGUAUUAUUUACGAGAAGAUUUAUGUGAGAUUAAGUAGGAGGAUAUAAUGAAAUGCAAUGUAAAUUUUCCCUGUUUGAUGGCCUUA